Molecule: messenger RNA, 1695 nt
Organism: Arachis stenosperma
Lineage: Eukaryota; Viridiplantae; Streptophyta; Magnoliopsida; Fabales; Fabaceae
Exons: 1
Coding region: 1-1695 (564 amino acids)
Biological process (GO): DNA integration
Molecular function (GO): nucleic acid binding; RNA-DNA hybrid ribonuclease activity
Source: RefSeq, a predicted model, not a curated record
AUGGCGGCGGUACUAGUCAGGGAGGAAGACAAGACCCAACGACCGGUAUACUUCAUCAGCAAAACACUUCAAGGGGCAAAGACAAGAUACACAAAACUGGAGAAGCUAGCCUAUGCCCUACUAAUUUCAUCAAGAAGGCUGAAGCAAUAUUUCCAAAGACACACAAUCAUCCUAAAAACCGACCAAGCCAUCCGACAAGUCCUCCAGAAACCCGAGCUGACGGGAAGGAUGAUGGCAUGGGUAGUGGAGCUAUCCCAAUACGACUUGCAGUAUGAACAAAGACAAGCAAUCAAAGCCCAGGCCAUGACUGAUUUCCUCGUGGAAGUCACAGGAGAAGCACCCGACCUGCCGAACACACGAUGGAAGCUCCAUGUUGACGGAGCAUCCAAUCAAACGUUCGGAGGAGCCGGAAUCAUCCUCGAAAACUCGGCGGGCGUUGCCUUCGAGCAAUCCAUCAAGUUCGAAUUUCCAGUCUCCAACAACCAAGCCAAGUAUGAAGGCUUGAUAGGAGGACUGAUGCUAGCCAAAGAAGUCGGAGCAUCAAGGCUAGAAAUCAGCAGUGACUCCCAAGUCGUCACUUCCCAAGUAAACGGCAGCUACCAAGUCGUCACAAUCCAGCAUGUUCCCAGAGAAAAGAACGCCCGAGCCGACCUCCUUUCCAAGCUCGCAAGCACCAAACCUGGCACAGGGAACAGAUCUUUGAUCCAAGGGCUAGCAACGGAACCUGCGAUCAUCAUGUGUGCAACCCAAGCACCAAACCCGCCCUCGUGGAUGGACCCAAUCUCCCGAUAUCUAAAACAUGCACAAGCACCUCCCAACCAAAAAGAGGCAGAAUUUAUCAAAAGAAAAGCUCCCAAAUACACAAUCAUACAGGGGCAGCUAUACAAGCGAGGGCUCCACCAACCACUACUGAAAUGCCUACGCCCCGACCAGACGGACUACGUCCUAAGAGAGGUACACGAAGGGUGUUGUGGUCACCACAUCGUGGGAAGAUCUCUAGCAAGAAAAAUCAUCAGGGCGGGAUACUACUGGCCCACAAUGAUGUCAGAUGCCCAGGAAUUCGUGAAGAAAUGUAAGAAGUGCCAGGAGAAUGCCGACUUCCACAAAGCACCUUCCGAGGAGCUCAACCUAAUGAUGGCCCCUCGACCUUUCGCCCAAUGGGGAAUCGACCUCCUAGGACCAUUCUCCCCAGGACCCGGGCAGGUGAAGUACUUAAUAGUGGCCAUAGAUUAUUACACCAAGUGGGUAGAAGCAGAACCACUAGCCAGCAUAUCCGCAGCAAAUUGCCAAAAGUUCAUGUGGAAACAAGUGGUCACAAGGUUCGGGAUACCAGAAACUGUCAUAUCGGACAACGGGACCCAGUUCACCGACAAAAAGUUCAAAGGGUUCUUGGAAGGACUAGGGAUUAAGCAAAGGUUCUCCUCAGUCGAACACCCCCAAACAAACGGUCAAGUUGAAGCGGCCAACAAAGUUAUCCUAAAGGGGCUGAAAAAGAGGCUCGAAGGAAAGAAAGGCUCAUGGGCAGAGGAGAUAGCCCCAGUGCUAUGGUCGUACAGGACCACCCCCAGUCAUCUACCGGGAAAUCCCCCUUCCGACUCACAUACGGGGUCGACGCUGUCAUCCCAGUCGAGAUCGGAGAACCAAGUCCGAGGCUGCUCCUCGGAGGGGGGAGCGAGGCAGUUGAAAAAGACUUAG